Mercenaria mercenaria is the source of this 5665-nucleotide messenger RNA. Its product is annotated as carbohydrate sulfotransferase 15-like. Gene Ontology annotation, molecular function: N-acetylgalactosamine 4-sulfate 6-O-sulfotransferase activity. Lineage: Eukaryota; Metazoa; Mollusca; Bivalvia; Venerida; Veneridae. The record is from RefSeq and is a predicted model, not a curated record. The transcript has 7 exons. Bases 311 to 1615 code for a protein of 434 amino acids. Gene Ontology annotation, biological process: hexose biosynthetic process.
UAUUAAUAGCUUAAUUACAUAGCCUGAAGGUACUUUUGUGAAUAAAUGAUAAAACAAAACAUAAGAUAAUUAUCUACAGCUUCCAUGCUUUUUGUGGAAUUAUAAAAAAAACAAAGGAUUUAAAGAUUUUGGUGUCAUAUUUGACAGUUCUUUUUCCGGGACUGUUUAUGACUGUUACACUUUCAUUAAUGCUUUAUGAGGCACAUUAAAAGAUGGUGAAACUGGAUUAGAUAACACAUGUUAACUUAAUUAAAGUUAAAGUAAAAAAUAAUUUAAAAAAUGGCUUUUCCUCGCGGAAAUUUUGACCAUCAUGAGGAGUGGUGUUAAACAUGGUAUCUGCUCAACGAAAAUGUUACGAUUUAGGCUGUCAAGGCGGUAUGGCCUAGGUAAACUGAAGAAAAAAGCUUUCGCCAUUAUUGUGAUUAGUUUCAUAACAAUUUGCUAUAUAAUGAAAGUAACAGUGAUCAACACAGUGGAGGUAGAUGGACGCACGAGAACAACGUUACAUUCAUCAACAAGAGGACUUCAAUGCAGCAGCACAUUACGCCAGACCAAUGCAUCUGUGACUAGAAAAGAUUGGGAUUUCAGAUUAUUUGAGCGCCCACAGUUUCUGAAGAAUUUCAAAAAUCCCUGUUUCUUCCAAAACAUCAGCAUGCGCGUGGACGGAACAGUGACCGGACAGUUCAGAUUACGGUGUCUCCCUUAUUUUAUUAUAGCUGGUUUCCCUAAAGCUGGUACUACGGACCUCUGGUUUCGCUUAAUGAGUCAUCCGGACAUUAGAUUAAGACACAUUAAAGAACCCAGAUUCUUCAAUAUUGGACGUUAUACCCAGGGCGGAUUUAAUUACGCUGCAGCGAAGUAUUUAACCUUUUUCGACAAAGCAGCCGCAGAAUUGCAUCGGCUUGUUGCACCCUUGGAAUGCCAAGAGCAUCCAUUUCCUUAUUAUCACGGCAUAACAGGGGAAGGAACUGUUGAUACAGUGUUUGACAACAAGUUAUGGCAUCUCGUACCUGGGAACGAUCAUUGCAAGGAACCUGUUGUUACGAACGCCGACUAUGUUUACCAUAUAAACCCGGAUGUUAAAAUUAUAUUCAUGGUUAGAAAUCCAGUUGAAAGGCUUUACUCUGAUUACUUGUAUGAAGCGAGAUUUGUACACUAUCCAGUGAGUCGUCAGUUGUUUCAUGAAGCUGUCACAGAUGCGAUACAAAACCACACAGAUUGCAGAAAACAUACCUCAGUCAGGGCUUGUGCAUAUAAUGGAACUCUUGAAACCUUUAAGAUUAGGUUACGUGUUGGAAUGUACAACAUCUUCAUCGCCGAUUGGUUGAAAGUAUUUCCCCACAGAAACAUACUUGUCGUUAAAUCAGAGGAUACCACUGGUCCAAAGAAAUCAGAAACAUACAGACGGAUAUUUGAAUUUCUUAAUAUAAGACCAUUUACAAAGUUAGAGGAAGUUGCUAUUUUCCAUCGAAGUGCUGUAAACACAAGAUCUGCCGGCGAGAGAGAGCUUGGGGAUAUGUUGCCAGAAACUAGGACACUUGUAGAGAAGUUCUAUGAACCAUUCAACAAAGAAUUAACUAAAAUGUAUCCAGAUAUUAAUUACAACAAUAAAUGAAAUAUACAUUAUAGUUUGUCAAGCUAUUAAAAUCUUUACAAGUAUAGCUUUGAAUCGAACGGGCUUCACUUUGGAUGAAAACAUCUUAACAAAAUUGACUUCCAAAGGUAACGAGCAGUAUAGACAAUCGUUUUCCAAAAACAUUAUUAUUGUUUCUAAUGAGUAAAACGUUUGACUGUUUGUUUACAAACUGUUUAUUUUACAAAUAACAAACGCUGGUUUUAUAAAAAAUUUAAGCUGCACAUUGUUAGAUAUUUCAUCUACUAUACAUAAGAGUCCCAUAUAACGCGUUCUUAAAAAAUAUGUGGUUUAGUGUAUAUGAAAGUAGUGUUUAGUGUAAAAUCUUUCAAAAGUAGAAAUCAACAAAGUUAAUUAUGCUUAAUGUGAAUUCCUGGUCUUGUGAGCUCACUGUUAUAUUUGUUUGUUGAAUAUUCCAUUGUUCAGUCUGUUAUAUUUAUGGUGUUUUGGAAUCAUUUAGUCCAUUCAAGGUACCUGUACAACAGAGUUCCGCUUAAGCCGAGAUGCCAGGAUACGUGACUCUUGUUUAGUUUGUGUUUGCUUUCAAAGGAUCUUCUUAAAUUUUAGUUUCUAUUAGUAUUUUGAAGUUGUAUGGACAUUAUGUUGUAGAUAUAUGCAGUCAUCUCAUUUCUAAUUGCAUAUCAAGCGUUUUUCUAUAAGAAAUACUAUUGUUGUUUUAGCAGUAGCAUGAAAAUUUCAUCAAUUAAAAAGAGCUUUAAAAGACAUAUAGAUGAAUUGAUUUGUGCAAUAUGUUAUAUUCUUACAUUGAUGUUUUAGAUAUUACUUACUGUUACAGUUUCGUUUGUUUUUAUGGCAUGAGGUAACUAAGUAUGUAUCACGACAAUAGUCUAUACUUUCAAGGAAAUAUGUGCAUUUUCUGAAAACGUUACAGCAGUAGAUAAUAUUCUAGAAAUUUAUUUUCUUUAUAAUCUCGGAUUUUUCUCGAAACUGUCACGAGAUAUGUAGGUAGCUAUAAUAUGGUGGGAUAUUUCUGCCACGAGAUAGCUAGGUAGCUAUCGCGAUACUUCAAAAAUUGUCUUGAUAAAGCGAAGAUUUCUGAAAAUAUUAUCUCAAUAGUCGAAGGUUUCCUGGAAAUUUUAUUGCGAUAAAUUACAUUAUUAUCUCGAUAUCUUUUGCAUAAGUGCACACAGCUGCCAUUUUUAGCUAGACAGUUAUUUCCAUAUUUUCAGAUAUUAUCUUGAUAUUUCGAACUUUUCUGAAAUGUUUAUCUAAACAGCCUAAAGUUUCCUGGAAAUAAGAAGCAUAUCUAGAAAAAAAAAAUCUAUUUUGAUUAUGCUACCAGAAAAAUGCACAACUUUGCUGGAAAUUUUAUAAUAUUAUCGUGAUAGCUACCAAGCAUCUCGUGGCAGAUUCAAGCAUAAACGCGAAAUUUUGCGCUAAAACAUAUUCAGGAAAUAAAUUGAAAUAUCCAGAAGAUGUUAUUUAUGAUUGAAAUGUUUUCAGUAAAAUGCACACAUUUCCUGGAAAGUUUACAAUAUCAUCGUGAUAGCUACCUAGCUAUCUCGUGGCAGAAAUAUGCCACUAUAGUAUUGUAAUCAUAUUUCCAGGAAACUUUCAACUAUCGAGAUAAUUUUUCAGAAAAUUUCAUUUUAUCAAAAUAAUAAUUUUAAAUAUCGCGAUAACCAAGCUAUCUCGUAACAGAAAUAUAUGCGACCAUAAUUUUUGGAUACAGUUUAAUGUUUCAGUGUGUUUUUGACAUAAUAAAUCGGCUGGGGUGGGGGGUGGGGGUUGGGUGGCGUAUGAGAGGUGUUUCUAAGUUAAUUACCUCUCUUGACUGAAUCUGACACGUCAGAUCGAUUCUGUUAUUUUAUUUGGUUGUUUUCUAUGCUUCCAAACGACCUUCUUAGAAAUGUUGUUAUCUAUCACAACUCCUCUAGUCUUUAAGUGACAUGUGGCAGCUGUAAAGACCUGUAAUAGGAUGCAGUGUAUAUUUUCCCGUCAGCUGGAUCAUGGAGUCCAUUGAAUUUUGCUGUAUAAUAAAAUUCAGCUUAAGUCGGUUCUAGGGGCCGUGAGAGGUGUUGCUAAUUUUAUUACCUCCUAUGAAUAGACCCUAUCAAACCGAGUCUGAUUAUACUUUAUUUGGCUGCUUUCUAUGCUUCAAAAGGUUCUCUAAUAGAUUUAAUAAUGCAGAAACGCUUUUCUUGGGACAGUCUUGAUUAUAUGCUGUCCAGCGAUAUUUAGACAGACCACAUUUUAAAUAAAAUUACACGUUGACAAUCUUUUAAAUAAAAUUGUCCACGUGCAAUUUUAUUUUAUGGUGUGGUGUUUUAAUGUUUAGAAUAGAGUGUAAUAUUUAUUUUAUUAUUAUUAUUAUUAUUAUUAUAUUCGUCAUGCAAUUGAAGUGUUUCAUUUUAAAAUGAAUUAUAAUACAUGAUUUACGUUUAGUGAGAUAUAAAUUUUGUUUUAUAUUAAAACAUACAUGAUUUAAGUUUUGUGAGUUAGAAAGUUUGUUUUAUAUUAAAACAUACAUGAUGUAAGUUUUGUGAGUUAGGAAUUUUGUUUUAUAUUUAAACAUACAAAGGAUUUAAGUUUAGUGAGAUAUAAGUUUUGUUUUUAUAUUAAAAUAUACAUGAUUUAAGUUUUGUGAAUUAGAAAGUUUGUUUUAUAUUAAAACAAAGCAUAAAGUAAUAAUACGUUUCUUUAUCUGAACCCUUAUAAAUACGCUUUAAAUAACAUACUAUAGUAUACAGUUUUGCACAAUUACAGGUAUGAAUAUUCCAUUCGUAAACAUAUUAUACGAGGAAUCUUUCAAAAUAUAUGCCAUACUUAAUUUACCCAUCAUACAAAACUGUUUUACUAUGAUAAAACAAUUAAGUAAAGUAAGAACUGACUUUUAAGAUCGGUCGUAGAAAUCUAGCGGUGUGCCGUAACCAUGGAAACGACUACAGAAGCUGGUAAUCGCGGAAACUCAAAAAACUUUCUUGUGUCAUUUUUCAAAAGGUAGUAGUAUUAGAAACUUGAUUUUUUUUCAAAUUUUCAUUAAGUUAUGAAUACCUAUUGUUUGCAGUGAUUAUAUUCUAAAUAUCUUAUUUAAUUUCUUAAUUGUCGUCAGCACGUGCAAUUUUAGUAAUAAGCACGUGCAUUCAGUUGUAAACCAAUAAGGUGCCUAUUUUAAUCAAAAAAUGUUUUCUGGCCUUAAUUACAACUAUUGCUGAUUUUUGGCUGGAAAAUGUUGUAUAAUACGCAAGUAAUUAAAAUUCUAAAAAUUUGGAUACGUCAGUUUAACAUCAUUUUAUAUAUUAAUGCAGCGGAUUGCAUGCCAUAUAGGCUAUUAAGUCGCUUCCUUUUUCAAUACAUAUUGACAAUGAAGUUAAUUAAUUAUGCGUUAAAUAUCGGCUUGGAAUAUUUAAUAGAUAUUAUAUGAAAAACAAUAAAGUUUAUUUAAUUAAUGAUUGGAAAACAUGUGGAUAAAUUGUUUUUGUGACAUUGCCUUUUGUUAGCUGUCAGUAUUGUAUAGAUACGCUUAACAUAUUAUAAUGCAAGCAUAAAAUUGUUCCCUUUUUCGUUGAUAUUUUUACUAUUUCUGUUAUGAAAUCAAGUAUUUUAGAUUUGAUACUUCUAAUUCUUUAAUAAUUAAUCAUAUUACCGGACUUCUCUCCAUAAUUCAGCGGAACCAUUAUGUGAGUAAACUAGGUCUAGAGUAAAGGCUUCUAGUGUGUGUAGGGCGGUUCUACCAAAGUGAUGCUAAUGUACAUGUAGAAAGAAUGAACGAUGAAAUUUGCGAAAUAAUGAUAAUGUUUUGCAUAUUUCUUAUUUUCGGGGUGGGUCACUUAAACUUUAUUGUUACUCUGUUGAAAUCUCGUAUUAUGCAAUACAUUUUCCGGAGCUAUCAUCACUAUCGGUAUGUUAUCAAGUACUAUACAUAUUAUUGUAUAUAGAUCGGAUGGAAAAAUAAAAGGAAAAUACUUUGUUUUUGAAAAAGUGUGUCUGUAUUUCUUUCAUGCACAUUUGUAGUAGCAAUAUACAUCCUCUGCAUGCGGUUACGAAGAAAAAAUACAUAUGUUAUAGUGA